Pogona vitticeps (central bearded dragon) is the source of this 3595-nucleotide messenger RNA. Its product is annotated as mitogen-activated protein kinase kinase kinase 3. Gene Ontology annotation, biological process: protein phosphorylation. Gene Ontology annotation, molecular function: ATP binding; protein kinase activity; protein binding. Lineage: Eukaryota; Metazoa; Chordata; Lepidosauria; Squamata; Agamidae. The record is from RefSeq and is a predicted model, not a curated record.
CCCUCCCUGCCUUUUAUUCCGCUCUGACGGCGGAAGAAGGUGCCCGGCUAUGGAGUCGGCGGAGCAAAGGACGGCUUGAGAAAGAGCCCUGCGUGGCUUCCCUGCAGAAAAGGAAGGCGAGCGAGCGAAAGAGGCAGCCCUCGCAGCCGACGGACGGCUGACACGGCACAAGCACCCUCAAUUCAGUGGAAUACAGACCUGAUGAGGAUACGACCAUGGACGAAGAGGCAGCGAUCAACUCUAUUAUGAAGGAUCUCGCUGCCUUGGGCAAAUGCGGGGGUCUCCUGGACAGCCAUAGGAACAAAAACCACGUCCAUUCCAACAAACAGCUGCGGAAUGCCAGAAUCAAGUUUGAACAUGAUGGAGAGAAAAGGAUCAUGCAGUUCCAGAGACCUGUUAAGUUCAAGGAAGUUCUACAGAAAGUCAUGGAUGCUUUUGGACAGAUGAUGGACUUACACUAUGCCAACAAUGAGCUCCUGAUCCCCCUGAAAUCCCAGGAAGAUUUGGACCGAGCGGUGGAACACUUGGAUCUCAGCCCUUCCCUCAAGAGCCUGAGAGUGUUUGUGAAAACGCCAAAGAAAACUAACCCUCUGCAGCCCAACAACAGCAAGCAGCACGAGAUGAGGAUAUCGAAAUCCAUGGGAGAUAUUAUGGGAUCUUUGUACAAAGAUGCGGAGAGAACGCGGAAGCAUUCAACAGGCUCUCUGCACACAGGCCGAAGUUCUCCACCCCCUGGGAGUGUUCCUGAAGAACAGCAGCAGAUUGCCCGGCAGGGUUCUUACACCAGCAUCAACAGCGAAGGGGAGUUUAUACCUGAAAUGAUGGACCAAAAUUUAUUGGAACCCUUUAUCAGUCCAGAUGACUCUCUCUCAGGAAGCUGCCAGUCCUUGGACAGAUCUGUAGACAGCCCACCCUUUAGCCAAACGCCUGUUUCAAGACGGAAGAGAGAAGCCAAAGACAGUCUUGAUUGCCUCGAUUUCGACAUCCCGUUUUGCGAGAGAUUUGGGAAAGGAGGGACGUUCCCAAGACAAUACCAUCUCUCCCAGAGCCGUAAAGACUACAACGAUGGCCGAAGAACCUUUCCCAGGAGUUACGUUCCUCCGGAGAACUUGUUCCAGCUUCUGCCGUCCAGCCGGACAAAGAGCUUCAAUGGGGACAACAAGCUUGUCACCUUGCGGUACGAGGAACGUGGGGGUAACAAGUGGUGGGCCAACUGCGACAAGAUAUUCCAAGGUUUCGGCUCUUCUCCGGCCAAGACGAGGAACACCCUGCAGGCCCCGGUCAACUGGAGGCUUGGAAAGCUACUCGGCCGAGGGGCAUUCGGAGAAGUCUACCUUUGCUAUGACGUCGACACUGGGCGGGAGCUGUCUGUCAAGCAGGUGCCCUUUGACCCCGACAGCCAAGAGACGAGCAAAGAAGUAAAUGCCUUAGAAUGUGAGAUUCAGCUGCUCAAAACUCUCCGCCAUGAGAGGAUAGUACAGUAUUAUGGCUGCUUGCGGGACCCCGAAGAGAGGAAGCUGUCCAUCUUUGUUGAAUACAUGCCAGGGGGUUCUAUCAAAGACCAGCUGAAAGCCUACGGCGCCCUAACAGAAAACGUGACUCGAAAGUACACCAGGCAGAUCCUACAAGGCGUUUUCUACUUACACAGCAACAUGAUUGUACACAGAGAUAUCAAAGGUGCCAACAUCUUGAGAGAUUCUGCUGGGAAUGUAAAAUUGGGAGACUUCGGUGCCAGCAAACGCAUUCAGACAAUCUGCAUGUCUGGAACGGGGAUGAAAUCGGUCACGGGGACGCCGUACUGGAUGAGUCCGGAGGUGAUCAGCGGGGAAGGCUAUGGAAGGAAGGCUGAUGUGUGGAGCGUGGGCUGCACCGUAGUAGAGAUGUUGACAGAGAAACCGCCCUGGGCAGAAUUUGAAGCCAUGGCCGCCAUUUUUAAGAUCGCGACCCAGCCCACCAAGCCCCAGCUUCCCGACGGUGUUUCGGACUACUGCCGCAGCUUCCUCAAGUUGAUCUUUGUGGAGGAGAAGCGAAGGCCGACAGCGGAAGACCUCCUGAGGCAUCCUUUCGUGAGUUUUAGCCUCUAGCAGGGCUUCCGGUGGGAGAAACGCAGAAAGACCAGGAAUCCACACGAGAACCUAGGAGUUAUCGACAAAGAAGGCCUGCACGCUUCUCAGUUCAACCUCAGCUUCCUGUUUUGGGUUACUCCCCAAAUGUGCCGCGUCGCUGCCAGCCAUGCCUUGUUGGCCGAGCAGCGGCCAUCUUGCCAAGUCUGCUAAGCAUCACUUACUGCCAUCUUGACUUUGUGGCGGCUGACAGGUUUUCACAACAGAAGAAAUUGGGGGACGGAGGCAACGUUGGCCACGAGCUGUGUUGUUGCCUUAUGAACGCCGGCGGACUGUCUGCUUGUAUAGCCUUCUCAACAGAGUGCAAUGGACUGGACCUGCACUAAAGGACACGGCGAGGGAGUGGACAGCUGGAAUUCUUCUCAGUUGACUAGGAAGUGCGGGAUAAAAAUGGCCGAACACAGCACAAUGGGCGACAGGUGUCUGCAGAACCCGCUGGGGUUGUUUCUGCCUGCUUGGUGACCGUUGAAAGGGAACCCGGUAUGAAACAAGUCGAAUAAAUCCAGCAUGAAAGCACAACGCUUCGGUCUGCUUCUCUCUGGAAACGGAAAAGCCAUGAUGAGUAAGAACAGGAAGUCUGAGGCACAUAGAACGAGCUCCCACUCUAGGGGGCAGGGGAAUUAGAAAAGAAUUGUUCUGUAUCUCAGGAGGUCAUUAUAAUCAAGGAAGAACCAAAACAAGGAUCUAUUCCAGCGUGACCAAGUCAGGAAAAUGGGCACAAAGCAGUCCCAGACAAGGGAAUGCUACGGAAAUGUAGAACUCUAUAGGAUGCCUCCCAAGCUGUUUCUCCUUCCCUUGGCCCAAAAUAAUUAGGUCUAGCCAACCGACUUAUUCUAGAGAAAUGGGUUUCAGCCUUCAUUCCAAUCCCUUGUCAUCGGGGCUGUACCUUUGUACUUCUGCCGUACAUUUCGCCAUUUUUCUUUGGGGCUCUUGGUGUGGGGUGAACCAGGGGCAACUUGGGCGUUUACCGUUUGCAGCUUGACUUUGCCCGCUUCCAUCUGGCAGGGUCCAUUCACAUACGGAUACUACCAGAAAACCAUGAGCCCGAGGUGGAAAUAAUAUUUAAAAAUAGUGUGCUACUCGAGCAGCGUGUUUCAGUUGAUGGAUCAGUUGACUGAGUCAUUCAUUACUUCUGUUGAUUUAAAAAAAGUGUCCCACAACGUUUGGGCAGCAGGUUUUUGAUAUAAUGGCCAGAAUCCUGUUAAACAUUUACCCUUGUGAAACUCCAGCGGCCUAACUUUUCAGCAGCGAAUUGCUGCCCGUGAAGAAGUCGGAGCUUCUUUUUUCCUGUGGACUGCUGUGUCGCACGAAAAAGAAGCGGUGACUUCUUAACGCGCAGAAAGAAAGUAUAUUCUUGUAAAAGAGGCAUUCUCUCGGUGCAGGAGAGAUCUGGAAAACGCCUCUUCUAAAAUGGUGCAUGUGUUGACACAGUUGUGUCUCAUCUAAUAGUAAAGAGUUGUUUUUAAAAAUUU